Messenger RNA from Belonocnema kinseyi, 4924 nucleotides. RefSeq names its product lymphoid-restricted membrane protein-like. The record is from RefSeq and is a predicted model, not a curated record. NCBI's taxonomy places the organism in Eukaryota, Metazoa, Arthropoda, Insecta, Hymenoptera, Cynipidae. The transcript is spliced from 25 exons. The coding region runs from base 274 to 4740 and encodes 1488 amino acids.
GGGCGGCUCGUUGUGUUUACAUGCAAUCGUUUAAAUUGGCCCCCGUUUUUUAGUGUUUUUUCGUCUGAUUUAAAGUGCGCUCAAUUAUAUUCUCUCUUAUAUUAGUGUUGAAUUGUAAAAAAAUUAUGUUUAAAAUUAGUGAAAAUGAGUUAAUUAUCGCCGAUAAAUUGCUGAAAAAUUUUGCCGGUUAGGAAGUGUUUUUCUUAUAAAGGUCGUAGAGGUCGAAGCAAAACCAGUUUAUACUUUGUUGUUUUCUUGUAAUUCUUAUUUACUAUGUGCGACACUGAUGCAAAAUGUGGAAAAUGGGAAUCGGAUUUGUAUGAAACGACACAAAAACAGAUUUUUUUGAAUUGUGUCGUAUCUUCAUCGUCUCCAGUUUCUUCCUCUUCCUCGACUUCCGGAUUCGACGAGGAAGUUUCGAUAUCAACUAUAAUUGAUUACCUGUACAAGCAUUUAAAUGAUUCUAAUCAAAAGAUCGAAAUUCUCGAGGAUCUUCGGAAAUCUCUCGUAAAAGUCUCACCGAAUGGUCGAAUAAAUUGGAACUUAUUUAAGCAAGGAUCUCGCCUCUGGAUUUCCAAUCUUCACAGGCAUCAAUCGCAAGACGGAAAUAAUAACAAUCAGGUUGACGAUGAUAAUUUGGCGAAGGAUUCAAAUUCAUCAAGCGAAGAGCGAAAAGAAGAUCAAGAUGAAAAUGAUAGUCCGAGGGACAGAUUGUCGCCUCGAGAUUCUUGCCCCCCAUUUGUCAAUGUCGUCAAUGUGUCAAGUUAUAGUCCAGAUAGCAACAGCACCCGACGUUUAACAGAUACAACUGUAGAUUCGGAAAUUGAAAUGGGAUAUAAUAUUGAUGCAGCGAUCGAUUUGCGCCUUAGGAUUCGACAAUUCGAUGAGGAGAAUGCAAGUCUCAGAGAGGAAGUUUUGCGAGUCGAGGACCUAAACAGCAAUUUACAGCAACGGAUUAACUCCCUAAAUCGUCGCUUAGAACAGAUGAGCGUUCAAUGCAGAAAUCUACAGAGGGAAAACGACGAACAAAAAGAUCUUCUCAGCGAUGCUGAGCAACAGGAAAAAUCUAGCAAGCUGGCAUUGCACAAAGCUUUGAAAGAAAAGGUCCUUUCGGAAAAAAAACUGGCAAGCAUACAGUCUCAUGAUGAGAGCAUCACAAAUUUAAAAUCUCAGUUAGCAAAGGCUCUCCAAGAGAAUAAAAAAUUAUCGAAAAAGAACGACGAAGUUAAUAAAGCUUUUGAAGAGAAAAACUAUGAAUGCGAUUCUUUAAAGCAGACUAUUCUCGAAUUGGAAAAUACAAACGAGAAGUUACAGCAAACUUACGAAUCUACGAUUCAAUAUUUGAGGGAAAAGAACAAGGAAUUGACGAAUCAAAUUCUGGAGCUGCAGGCGAGAUCAAACAGUAGCGGAUCCGAUAGAUUGUCAGUCACGCCACCGACGGGUUACAUACAUUCUUACAUGCACAGCACUCCUUACGCAGUACCGAAAAUUUCUCCUCGCAAAUCUUUGUAUGCGGAAUUGAAAGCCUCGGGUUUUUCGCCAGAACGUACAAAAAAUGAUUCAAAGAUCGCCGAACUGGAAGAGGAAUUGUCUUGGUGCAAUGAAGAAAUAAAUACUGUUGCACAACAGAUAGAAAGUGUGAUUCAGAGAUUGUCAGGAGUGGGUCAAAAACCUUACGUUCCUCACUUAAAUUUGCAGUAUCAGAACUCGAAAAUGCCGAAUUUAGCGCUUCUCAAGCAGGAAAUGGACGUUCUGAUGAAUAUGGUAACAGAAAGAGUUUGGAAAGGGGAAACGAAAGAUUUUAGUCUCCAAGUUGCGAUCGGAUCUCCCAAAAUUCAUCAUCAAUUUUCAAGCUCUCUUGAGAACAAUUCCGCGGCUUUGUCAGAAUCAUCGAUGACUUCGCGCUCUAUUGAAGUUGUUCGUGAAACUGCAAAAAACAACGAAUGUCCGCCAGAAGCAGCAAUUUCGAAAAUUCAAAACAAGUCCGUUCAAGUUCAGGAAAACUCCAUCUUCGACCCAGUUGUGCAGGCCUUAGAUCAAAUAAUUCAAGGCUCGAUUGAUGACGAUUCGAAUCUCCAGAGACGAUUUUCUGCUAGAAAUCAGAAACGCAGAUGCAUUUAUACCCACACAAGACCACCGACUCCAAAUCCCGAUGUGAUAAUAACUCCCAGUCAAAAUUCUCUAAACUCAAAUCAGGAUAAAACCGAGGAAUCCCACUGCAUUUCUGCAAGAGGAGACGCCCCAGAAAUUACCCCUAAAAAAAAUUUCACACCCGAAAAUUCCCAAUUUUCUACCACUGAUUCGAAAUUAUCUCGGCCAGACACAAUGCGUCCUUUAGAAAUCUCCAUUAAUUCACCAACACCGGAGAAAAAACGCGAAAUCUCGACAGCAACUUACUGUGUCACCCCAAAUUCAAGUUUCCGGGCCGUUCCUCGGAGAAAACUUUCCGUUUUCCAUCGAUCCUUUGACAUUGAAAGUUUGCAACCAAGGGAGGAAAAUUCCCGCGAGAAAAGAAGAUCAGUUAGCACCCCUGAUCAGGAGGAAGAUCACGAGAUGAAGGAAAACGAAACACUCUCGCGAACUCCACUCUUGAAUUCUUACAGAUCAGUCCUGAAUAGUACUGAUUCUUCAGCCGAUAGUUUUUCUCCCCCUAAAACUAGUUGCGAAGAUGACGAGGUUUUUGAUGAGGAUGCGAAGAAGCAAGUCAGGAGGCCUUUGAUCCUCGCCAAGUCGAAACUUGUGCUUCCAGAGAAGCUGGAAGAGAGAGAAGUUAAGAAAUUUGAUGAAACGAGGAUCAUUUCGAAAGAUUCACAAAGUUUGGAAGUAGAGACCGGAAUUAAAAAAGACACAAAGGUUUUCAAUAAUGUUACUUUGAGGAAAAAAAUUGGAAGUGCUUCUUCAACAGCGAGUGAUUUCUCUGAAAGAGAGGCGACUCAUUCUGGAAAGGAAGGAUAUUCGAAACCGAGUGGAGACGCUACUUUUAAUAAAUUUUCAAAGGAAUUGUCUUCAGUUUCGCCAUUACUUUUUGAUUCUGUGGACAGGAUCGACGAGACGAUUUAUAGUGGGGAUUCCUCGCUGGAUAUCACGUGUGAGGAAAUUGAUUCGAAGAUUACAUCUUUCGGAGAGAAAAUUCUGGGUGUUCCGGUUUCCAGAGCCGAAAUCUGUAGCGCUAAUGGCAAUAAUAGCGGGUCUGUCGUAACUGGAAAUGAGAAGGCGAGCAAAAUCGCACCAGUAAUAUCCGCGAUGUCAAGCGGCGAGGACAGUUCCGAUAGCGAGUGCGAUCGAAUUAAUUCCCAAAAUGAUCGUCAAGUCGCUACGAAUUUUCCUGCCAGUCUUAUCAAAUCCCCACCCCUUAAUUCGAAACUCAAAAUUCUGGGAGAGGACAAAAAACUCGAAAAUGGAGAGGAACCCGAAACUUGGAUUCGAGAGCAGAAGAUCCAGACACACAGAAGAUCAUUAUCUGCAAGUGAAAGCACCGGAUGUCGAUGUAAAAAUAAUGAGGUGAUAUUAGCGACUCCACUCCAAGCUCUCGAUAAGGAUGAAAUUUAUUCCAGGGCUUUUCCAAGCCUUUCGGAUGAUCGUCUCCAAGAAUCGGGCAUAGCCAAUUUCUCAGAUCUUCAAUCUGAAUUUAGUGAGAAUCUAUCCGAAGAAGAUCUCGAGAGAAAGUAUACAGCACUUUCAGUGGGUCUCCGGGCAGACAGGAUGACACUCUCCAGGAGGAUGACGCUUUCCCAGAGACAGAGGGACCAGGCUGAGCGAAAUAUGAGGACCGAGGUGGAGAAAAUGCAGCAAGACAUACAGGAUCUCGCACCACUCUGCACCGACAAGGAGUCACUCGAGAGGGUCGAGAGGGUGAACCGACAGCUCGAGAUGAUCGCACAGUGCUCUCACAGGGUCUCCUGCGUUGCGGAAACUCUUGGCGCCGUCCAUCAGGAACGUCGAGUCUCCAGGGCGGCUUUGCUAGCUGAUAGGUAUCUUCAACUCCUCAGAACCAGAUGCGAGAAACUCCUCGCUGAAGUCAACGAGACCAAGCGAAUCCUGAUGGAGAACAACAUCAUGAUUGAGGAACAUCCCAGUGAGCUGGGUGACGACAUUCCUCGAAUUCGGUAUCGAGCUGUGCCCACCAAUAAUCGUACGAUGAUGGCUAGAAGAAGAGCUAGUAUUGCAGCGAUAUCCAGACCCUUGGGAAGUCAGCAAGAUCUAAAGGAGGGUCCCAGGCAAAGGAAUUCUGUGUCGGGCCGCGUUACUUUCAGAAGACCUUCGCUGAGUCAUGAAACUCAAAAAUGGGAAAAUGAAAAACUUGUUCGGACAGACAGUUCGAGCAGCAUUGGCGAAAUAAGGGAAGCUGAGCCGAGACGAAAUUCGAGGGAAGAAAAUAACAACAACGUCGUCCGAAGUCCCGCGAACUACGUUAUUUCCUCAAAUUGUGAGACCAUCGAGGACGAAACUUGGUUGCAUCCGGGCGAGAAUUUUGCCGAGGAAUCAUCACAUCUUGAAAAAAUGCCGAAUGAAAUGUCACAGCUGAGAAAAAGUAACUGGUGGAUUCUUUGGACGGCAGUGAAGUACGUUCUGCUCCAUCCAGUUUUUUGGUACAUUUUGAUAUCCUUUUUUUUCGGUUUCUAUGUGAAAGACGCACUUUCCUCCAAGUUAUGUGUGGGUGCUCCUCACAAGUGGCACUCGCUUCAGGAAUUUUUUGAACAAUAUAUUCAUGUUAAAAACACUGCGCCUCGGCCGAUUUGAAAAUCGAAAAAGAGCCAUUUUUCUAUUCCUUUUGCCCUUUUUUUCGGGACGACAGAAUCGUUUUUAAUUGUAAAUUAUGAAAAAGAUGUAACCAGUGCUCUUUUAUUUUCUACGAGUCUUGUUUUUAAGUUGCGGAAUACUGAGUGUUCUUCCUAACUAUUUUUAAUAAAUCAAAUUCAGCUAA